AUGGCACGUUGGACAUUAGAUGGUUUAUCAGAUGGUGCUAUUUAUGCCGUUGAAGGAAUCGCGGCUGUUUUUAAAAACCCCAACAUUCGACAGCAACGAUUUAUAAAAAUAUUCAUAUACCUUUCUGUCAUCUCGUUCAUUUUCAUCGGUCUCACCAAUGUGCUGGUCACUAUCCCGUUCACCUUGUAUAAGGUAUUCUUAUGGAUUUUUGGUAAUGAAACUAAAGCGAACCAAGCGGACGAAGCAUUAGAUUCAGCCAAUAACAUCAUUCGUGAGGCCGUUAAAGCACUACCACUAUUCGCUAUCUUACUCAUGCAGCAUGUCUAUCCUAAACCACUGGAUGAUUUAUUUAUGGAAACACUAAGAUAUACAGAUACACUUCAUCCUGAAAGACCACCUUACCAUCCAGCACUGGUGCAUUUAAGACCGAAAAAGCGAUAUUGGGCCGAAAUGAAAGAUUAUAUUAAGAGAACUUGGAUAAAGCUAAGACUGGGCUCUAUUGUAGUAUUACUAUCAUUACUCCCAGUUGUUGGCAAGUUUGUAUUUCCUGCUGCUGGUGCCUACACAACUUAUAAAGCUUUGGGUAAAACACAAGGUAUUGCAGUAGGCAUUUGCUUUUGCUUCCUUCCUCGAUGGUCAGUUGUCAGACUUUCACGCGCUCUCAUCAGCAUGCGGUCACUUAUGCGAGAGUUACUGACUCCUUAUUUCGCCCGAAUGCAAAUGACACAUAGAGAAAGGCGUCGAUGGUUCAGUGGACGUAAAGAUGUAUUAUGGGGCUUUUCUUUCAUAGCUUACGUGAUCGUCAACUUGCCUAUUGUUGGAUUCAUUGGCUAUGGAAUUGCUCAGGCAGCGUCGGCUUAUAUGCUGACGGUUGUCACUGAUCCUCCAUCAGCCGAAAUGAUUGAAGAAAAAAGUAAGAGCCGUGCACGAAAAUUGGUGACAGAAGCCAUUCCCAACAAGAAUGGCAAACUGAACUAA
Mycotypha africana is the source of this 978-nucleotide messenger RNA. RefSeq lists its product as uncharacterized. Bases 1 to 978 code for a protein of 325 amino acids. The record is from RefSeq and is a predicted model, not a curated record. The transcript is spliced from 2 exons. NCBI's taxonomy places the organism in Eukaryota, Fungi, Mucoromycota, Mucoromycetes, Mucorales, Mycotyphaceae.